This is a messenger RNA of Pomacea canaliculata, 4441 nucleotides long. RefSeq names its product E3 ubiquitin-protein ligase MARCH6-like. The transcript has 24 exons. Gene Ontology annotation, molecular function: zinc ion binding. NCBI's taxonomy places the organism in Eukaryota, Metazoa, Mollusca, Gastropoda, Architaenioglossa, Ampullariidae. The record is from RefSeq and is a predicted model, not a curated record. Bases 53 to 2785 code for a protein of 910 amino acids. Gene Ontology annotation, cellular component: endoplasmic reticulum membrane.
UCAAUUAUUUUGGUUGCGUUCUUUUGAGAGCACUAUUUACGACUUUAUCAAAAUGGACGACCUAGACGGUCAGCCGGAUAUAUGUCGAGUGUGCCGAUGUGAAGGAACUUCUGAUAAGCCUUUGUAUUAUCCCUGUGUGUGCACCGGCAGCAUUAAAUAUGUACACCAAGACUGCCUUGUACAGUGGCUCAAGUAUAGCCGCAAGGAGUACUGUGAAUUGUGCAAGCACAGGUAUUCAUUUACUCCAAUUUACUCACCAGAUAUGCCGAAACGUCUGCCUAUUAAAGACAUCGUGAGUGGACUUGUAACCAGUAUGGCUAGAGCUGUGCGCUACUGGUUCCAUUAUACACUUGUUGCCUUUGCUUGGCUGGGUGUGGUUCCACUCACAGCAUGUCGAAUAUAUAGAUGUCUUUUCACUGGAUCUGUCAGUUCUUUGUUAACCCUGCCACUGGACAUGCUGUCAACGGAGAAUCUAGCCUCAGACUGCUUUCAAGGCUGUUUUGUUGUCACCUGCACUUUGUGUGCUUUCAUCAGUCUGGUGUGGUUGCGAGAACAAAUCCUUCAUGGUGGGGGACCUGACUGGCUUGAGCAAGAUAACCAGCAGGCUAAUCAUGGAAGGAACCUCUUGGAUGGUGGAGCCAUGAACAAUCUUAUAGGUGGCUUAGCAGGAGGUGGUCACAGAGCUGCAGCUAACGUACAGCCAAAUGUUGCUGAAGGGCCAGUUGUGGCUGCUGAGGAAGAGGCAGAGGCAGGAGAUUUGGAGAAUGAUGCUAUGAUGGAUGGUGCUAAUAAUGGCAACAACGCUGCACAAGAUGAUAACAAUUGGAACCCAAUAGAAUGGGACAGAGCAGCAGAGGAGUUAACCUGGGAAAGGUUGCUGGGGCUGGAUGGAUCGCUGGUCUUUCUUGAACAUGUUUUUUGGGUUGUUUCCUUGAACACUCUUUUUAUUCUUGUGUUUGCAUUUUCACCAUAUCAUAUUGGACACUUUACUGUGGUGGGAUUAAAAAUUGAUGAGCUCAUUGCUGCAUCCCACUUUGAAGGGCUUUUGACAACCCUGGUUGGCUACUUGGUUAUAGCAGUGUCCUUCAUGACUCUUUAUCUCCUGUGUUCGUUCGCUAGAUUGAAAAAAUUCAGAAGAGUGGUGGGACUUUGCUAUGUCGUAGUCAAGGUGAAGUUGCUAGUUGUCAUGGAGAUAGGCGUGUUUCCUCUCAUCUGUGGCUGGUGGCUUGAUAUCUGCUCCCUAUCUAUGUUUGAUGCGACCUUGAAAGAUCGUAAAAACAGCUUUCAUCUGGCACCUGGUACAUCCAUGUUCAUUCACUGGCUUGUGGGAAUGGUCUAUGUAUUUUACUUCGCAUCUUUCAUCCUUUUGCUCCGUGAAGUGCUGCGACCCGGUGUUCUUUGGUUUCUGAGGAACCUGAAUGAUCCAGAGUUUAACCCCAUCCAGGAGAUGAUUCAUCUUCCUGUUCAUCGACAUAUAAGGAGAUUCGUUGCCUCAAUGAUAAUAUUUGGCAGUACAGUUUUGCUGAUGCUGUGGUUACCAGUACGUGUCAUCAGAAAAGUUCUUCCAGGUUUCCUUCCAUACCAUGUUAUGCUGUCAAGUGAUGCACCAGUCAGUGAACUUUCCCUCGAGCUUCUCCUGCUUCAGGUUGUGCUGCCAGCGUUGCUGGAACAGGGGCACACACGUCAGUGGCUGAAGCGCCUUGUAGCCGCCUGGACUGUCGGAGUUGCUUGGCUGCUAGAUCUCCGAUCCUACCUCAUUGGUGAUGUUCAGCUGAGGGAGGGGGAUAACAUCAUUCGUGUGGAGGAACAGCCGCAGGGUGGAGGAGAUGCUGGGGGCGUGAACAAUGGAGCUCCUGCCCCACAGGACCUUGGGGAUGGCUUAGGGGCUGCACACCAAGCCAUGCUGCAGGGUGGGGGUCCAGUGGGCUUCCAACCCUACAAGAGGCCCUCAUUUUUUGCUGCAAGGGUGAUAUGUCUGCUGUCACUGAUGUGUGUGACAUUAUUUGCUGCCAGCCUUCUCUCACUUCUUGUACCAGUCUUCAUUGGACGUCAGCUUAUGUCUGUGUGGAUGGGGAAUUCUCGAAUCCAUGAGUUGUAUACGGCAGCCUGUGGGCUUUACAUCUGUUGGCUGGUGCUGCGCAUUGCCACUGUCCUCUACAAUUGGAUUCCACAAGGGGGCGCUGUCAUAGCCCACAAACUGAAAGAAUGGGCAGUCCUGGCCCUAAAGUCUCUCUUUGUGGCCUUUUUGCUGAUUGGACUGGUCCCACUUCUCCUGGGUCUGCUGUUUGAGCUGGUGGUUGUAGCCCCACUACGAGUUCCUUUGGACCAGUCACCUGUGUUCUUCCCCUGGCAGGACUGGGCUCUUGGAGUGCUUCACGCCAAAAUCAUCUGUGCCAUAACAAUGAUGGGGCCACAUUGGUGGCUGAAGCGUGUGAUGGAGCAGGUCUACAAUGAUGGGUUGCGAAACAUGAACCUGUACUACAUCUUGAACAAGCUGUGCCUGCCUGUUGUAUGUGUCCUAGGCAUGAUGCUUGCAUUGCCAUACAUUAUUGCCAAAUCCUUCUUGCCUGCUCUAGGCUUCAGCUUUGAGAUUCAGAACCUUGUGCUGCGGCGAAUCUACCCCUUCCUGCUAGCUGUGCUCGUGAUGGUGUCAGUUCUAGUCUUUCAGGUGCGGCAGUUCCAGCGCCUCUACAAUCACAUUAAGGACGACAAGUAUCUAGUGGGGCAGCGGCUAGUCAACUACAUGCCAGUUACCCAGACAGUAGUAGAUGAUUCCGCCUCAUGAUCUGUUCGUUUGGAAAAUGUCACUUGUGGUGUUCAUUUGUGACCAGACACUUUGAAACAUUUGUACCAAGCUGUCUUGCUCCAGUAGUUGGAUUCUGAGUGAGACCUGCUGUUCAUGCUUCUUAGUUUUAACACUGUGAAGAUUUGGACGGCUAAGAGAGACUGCGACGUCUGUGUUAACAAUAUCUGGACAAGUUAGGUGCUUUGUGCAGGUGAUGGACUGUGUUAAUGCAUUGUUGAUUUUGUGGUGGUCAAUUUUCAUUCCUGGCAUUCAAAAAGUAUGGUGCAUUAGUUGGACAAAGGUGGUUUUUUUUCCCUUUAACAAAAUUAACUUUCCCCCCACACACACAACCUUCUUUUUGCUCAUCUGCUUUCUUGCAUCUUCUCUGCUAGCAGUCUACAUAACAAGUUCUGGUGUAUUCCCUCCCCCCUCCCAAAAAAAGACAAAAGGAAUGCACCACUUAAACGGGAAAUGUAAAUAUGAAUGACAACUUACCUGGCUUUGUGCUCUAUUAUCAAACCUGCAUACAAUUUUAUGCAUCACUCAGAAACUUGAUUAUUGGUUGCAUGUGAAAUGAGUAGGCCCGUUAAGAUUGGCAUUCUUUGUUCCACAAUUGUUUAUCAAGGGCCUGUUUCAAGUGCUACAUUGAAAAAAAACAUUUAAAUGUCUUCUAUUUUUAUGAUCUUCAUAUCUUUUCUUUCUCAAACCCUCCGCUUCCAGUAUGAAGAAAAUGGCAGAAAACCCUGGCUACCAUUUUACCUAAAGAGAUGUUGCACAAUUUCUCACCACAAAUUUAGCCAGACCCAUUGAAGUGCUCUUGAUCAGCAAAAUUAAAGUGGAUAGGAAUAGAGUUUUGUGAAACUUUUAAAUUACACCAGGAUCUUUAUCCAAACUAACUGGCCCAAUAAAUGGUUGGAUGACUAAUAGCAUGAGAAGGGUAAAACUGUCUUGUUGAUAUAUAUAGUAAUGUUGGCUCAUAAAUUCGAAGUCAUAAGGUAAAGAACUUUAUAUGUGUGUGUUGUCUUCCUGAUUUAUUGGUCUUCACUACAAGGUCUCUUUAUCACCACAGCAGUUGGGUUGUUAUGCUUUGUAUACAGAUGCUGCUUUGAGUGCCUUGAUCCAUUCUGUGCGGCUUACUAGGUCCAGUCUUGACCUUGUAUUGUCACGCGAGGUGGGAAAGACGUACUACCCAUGUCGGGUUGCACAUGAUAGUUCUGAUUGCCAUUAACAACAUUUGUAGCAUGUUACCUUCAUUUGGUUUUACCAGUCCUCAGGAGUUUUAAUUUUUAAAAUAUAGAUCAUUAUUCUUAAAGCAGAUUUUCUUAUUCAAAACUUGGUUUUGCAUUCUUUAAUCAUUUUCUAUUCCUUUGCCACUGAGAGUCACUAAACUGACAUCAUACACCAGUCCCCAAUUACUCCUCUUUUUUUAUUUGGUCCCAGUAGAUUUUUGGCUGUUCCUCGUUUUUGAUAUGGGAUAUGUACAGUUAUUUAUAACUGCUCACUUUAAGAGGCAACAAAAGAUACAAAUCAAGUAUUAAUAGAAGUCACAAACAUAAGUUGCAUGAAUUUAUAAACCAGAUUACACUAUCCAGUAAGUUGACCUGUUGCUAUAUAAUUUACCUAAAAGGAAUUAUCAAUGCAUUGAUGUUUAUGUCA